Contarinia nasturtii (swede midge) is the source of this 9008-nucleotide messenger RNA. RefSeq names its product nephrin-like. The transcript is spliced from 21 exons. The record is from RefSeq and is a predicted model, not a curated record. Bases 823 to 4023 code for a protein of 1066 amino acids. Gene Ontology annotation, molecular function: protein binding. Lineage: Eukaryota; Metazoa; Arthropoda; Insecta; Diptera; Cecidomyiidae.
ACUGAACAAAUACAAAAUAGAGAAAGAGAGCGAAGAAAAAAGAGAGAAAAAAAGACGGAGCUGAAGAGAAAAAGACCAAAUAGAAAAUAACAUUGAAAACGAAUUAGAGCGAGUCUGGGCUGAAAAAAAGAGAAAAAAAUUCCCUCCACAACAACAAAAACAACAACAACAACGACGGCGAUAACGACAAUCUUACUCUCUUUAUCUUCCUCGCUAUACUUUUCAGCUUGAAUUGUGAACGCAAAAACUGAUCGCAUCAAUUGUUAAAAACUUUUCGCGCAUCUAGCACGAACACGCAAAACGAGAAAUUUUCGAUAAGUUCCAGAAAACGACCAGCAAAAACAAAAAAAGCAUAAGGAAUUACGGAAUCACGAAACAUUUCCCAAAAAAAUGUAAUGUAAUGUAACAACAUUGGAACGCCUCUGAUCGAAUAUGGCCUGGAAGUAGCCGCCGUUGACUCGGAUAAACGUUUCUAAUAUGAAUGGAUGGUGAAUAGGUGACAAAGCCGAUGAAACAACGACCGAAAAGCACGCAACUGAAGCCAAAAUAAAAGAAGAGAAACAAAAAAAAACAACAAUAGAAAAACUAAAACAUUUUCUCUAGUGAACUUGAAUCGCUAUCGUAUGGACAGUAUGAAAUGCGUGUGUAAUAUGAACAUAUGAGUAAAAGCAAAGUGCAAAAUGAAGUCAAAAUUUUGAAACCAAAUCAAAUUAGCGACGACCAAAAAAUAUUUUGUGAGUGAGAAACAGUAUAUGUAGUUCGAGUCUAUAUUAUUUGGCAUAUUCGCAUAUUUGCAAAUUUGAUAAUUGAGGAGCGUUGCACAUGCAUAAAAAGAUACACAGGAUGGCGAAAUUUAAGCAUCGCCGAGCACGAGCCCGUAAUCGAAUGAUGACGAUAUGGAAUGUGUUGUUAAUUUGCUACUUUAUUGAAAUUGCAAAUAAUGUAGCACUAUCAAUAAUUGCACAGAACAUCGAAGAUAAUAUGGAAUCAAUGCACGUUGUUGAAGCUGUCAAAGGAACAAUAGGUCGUUUACCAUGCAAUAUAACGCCAUCAGUGAAAGGCGAUAAAAUUAUAUUAGUAAUCUGGUAUAAAGAUGGAUAUUCAGUGCCAAUUUAUAGUUUCGAUGCCCGGAACACCGACUUUGAAAAAGGUUCUCAUUGGCUGGAUGAAAAGAAUUUGGGCAGUCGUGCUUAUUUCCAGGCAUCAUCUAAUCCAGCUUCAUUGAUUAUUAAUGAAGCACAAGAUUCGGAUAGUGGCAUCUAUCGUUGCCGUGUCGAUUUCCACAAGAGUCCAACAAGAAAUUCACCCGUACAACUCAAAAUUAUACUGCCACCGGAAAAAUUAUCAAUUUCGGAUGAAAGUGGUACACAUAUACCACAUUAUACAAUUGGACCGUACAACGAAGGUAGUUCAGUGAACGUCACAUGCGUAUCGACAGGAGGUAGACCAUUGCCAAACGUAACGUGGUGGCACGAAACGACACUACUGGAUGAUACAUCUGUCAUUUUGUCAGGGAAUCGUGUAAAAAAUGUGCUUAAUCUUCAAAAAAUUGAACGACGUCAGCUCCACAUCGUAUACACAUGUCAGGCAUCAAAUAAUAAUGUUACCAUGCCGAUCGUCAGUUCAAUCACGUUGGAUGUGAAUUUGCGUCCAUUGUGGGUGAAAUUACAAGGAGAAAAUCGUCCAUUAUCAGCUGAUAAUGAAUAUCAACUAUGGUGUGAGGUGGUCGGUUCUCGGCCCUCGCCUUUGAUUACUUGGUGGAAGGGCAGCACGCCGAUGCGGAAUACACGAGAGAUUAUUUCGACCGAUGGUAAUGUCACGCAAUCUGUAUUGAGUUUCACUCCAACCAUUGAUGAUCGAGGAAAGUAUUUGUCAUGCCGUGCUGAACAUACAUCUAUACCAGAGUCAGGCACCGAAGACGGUUGGAAAUUGGACAUUUAUCAUACACCAGUUGUUACUCUUGAGUUUGGAACUAAUUUAAACACAUCCUUUAUACGCGAGGGAGCCGAUGUAUAUUUUGAGUGCAAUAUUAAAUCAAAUCCCUGGGUGUACAAAGUCAGCUGGCGUCAUAAUGGUAAAACGCUCGACAACAAUGUGCCAGAGGGAAUAAUCGUAGCUAACCAGAGUUUAGUGUUGCAGAAUGUAAGUCGAAGCAAAAGCGGCCUUUAUACGUGUAUUGGGAGCAAUCGUGAAGGUGAUGGAGAAAGUAAUCCAGUGCAUUUGGACAUUAAAUUUGCUCCAGUUUGUCGUCCAGGCCAAAAAACGAUUUACAGUGGCGGUCGUCAAGAGACUAUCAAAGUUUUAUGCGAAUUGGAAGCCAAUCCACAUAACGUCACAUUCAAUUGGAAGUUCAACGCAUCAGCAACAGAAUUCCUCGAUUUGCCCGCUUCACAAAUUUUUCCCGAACGACAUAAUGCCGUUGCACACUAUACACCGAUGACAGAACAUGAUUAUGGCACGCUUUUAUGUUGGGGCAUCAAUGAGAUUGGAACACAGAUCGAACCAUGCAUUUUUAUCAUCAUACCAGCCGGUCGACCAGAUUCUUUAACUAAUUGCACGGUAUUGAAUCAAACGUACAGCGGAUUCCAAAUUGAAUGCACCGAAGGAUUUGAUGGCGGUUUACCACAAGAGUUCAUUUUGGAAGCUUAUGCCAAUGGCCAAAAGCAGAACCCAAUCAUACUCAAGUCACAAACACCAUACUUCGAAUUACGAAACUUGAUUUCGGGCAUUGAAUACAAUGUAUUCUUAAUAGCACAGAAUGCAAAAGGCCGCAGCAACUCAACCAUACGUCAAGUAUAUACUCUGAAUAAUCCGGAAAAACAAACCGAUACAUCAUCGCUGUUGGCAUCGACGCCAUCGCUUGCCAAACUAAAAUCAUUGUUGCCAUUUUUGCUGUUUGGUUGUGCGGGUGCGAUUGCAUUAACGGCAAUCAUUGUUGUGUUUAUUAUAAGAAAACGCGCCAAUCAAAGCAGUAACAACACCAAUGAUGCGAUGGGCGAUCAAUCGACGACCUGCGGCAACAGUGAUCGUUGCGAAACAGCAUCCUAUGCACUUAACACUCAACGAACACUACAAUCAUCACAAGAAGUUGCACGUGAUUUAUGUGCAGAUAGCAGUGAAACGCUGGAAAAGAACCCCGAUAUAAUUCCCAAUUUAGGAACGACCCUAAAUGAGAAGGAAGAGGACGAAAAGGGUUUCGAAUGGAUAAAUAAUAGCAAUCAUCCGAGAAUUUAUGCGACAACAGCCGUUGCUGAACAAAAUGCGCUUAGUACAUUUAAUUUUACAAUACCCAAAGAUGUAAUACCACAUCCAUGGCCAAAUGUUUAUGCUCAGCAGCGUAUACCACAUCCAUUUCCUCAUCUCUCGUUACCACAGCCAACUGAUGGAAUGAUAGACACAAUGGCAAUGUCACCAAAUGCCGUGGCAUCCCUUCAACAGAAGCAACAUCAAACAUUCAUCCCGCCACCAACGCAAAAUAAAUAUGCUCACAUGCACAACGAUUUAACUUAUGCUGAACUUAUGGUCACAUCGCCAGUGCAACGAGUGCAUUUUACAUCGACCUUAGGACGACCACGAACAUCAAACAUGAAACAACAGGAACCAACAAUAUACGCUCAAAUCGAUUUGGCGCGGCCAAACGCAAUGUAUGCAGCCAAUUCGAUGUAUAUAACGAACAGCGCAACUGGUGUAACAAUAUCUCAUCCAUCCAACGCGUUUCCGCCUCCACCAGCUGUUUUUGCCAACAGGCCGACAAUGCCAACAAUUAAUUUAAUAAACGCUUCGAAUGAUACGACGAGUGAUGGUAAUAGCACAAUUACAACUACAGCCAGCAGCAGCAGCAAUAUCAACAACAGUAGCAGCAACGCCAACAAAAGGGACAUUUCCACUGACACAACGAAUUCAAAGCAUCCCGUCUCAUUGUUGCAAACUGUGCCCGAAAUUCCGCAGCCACCAACAAGAAUGGAAAAUUCCUCGAAUGCAUUGUGUGACAGAACAUUAGCAAAUAAUACAACAAGAUUCUGACUAUAAACGAAAUGAUAUUAACAACAAAAGUAAUAUAUAUAGAAAACAGACAGAUAAACAAACAAACGAACGGGAAUCGCUUAAAAUUCGCAAUCUAUCACAUUUCAACCAAAUGAAAUUGGAUUGGCCGGAAUGAGAGUAGAUUGGAUCAAAAAUGUGGAAUAAAAAUUUGGAAUAAAAAUGUGGGCGCUUUAUUGAUAAUGGCGAACACGAGAAUAGAUCGAUAUGCAACCAGAUUGGCCUCGAAAUGCAGCACAAAAGCAUAUGAGUUCAAAUUGCGAUAUUAUUGUACAAACAGCAGCCCAUAUAUACAUUAAGUGCCACACUAAGCGAAACACUUUUUGAUUUCUCUUAUUUUGACUCCCCAUUAAAUUUUACCAUUUGCUGCCAUCGUGUUACACUGCCACCACAAUCACCGUUUCAAUGCAGAGCGCUGUCGGUUGACUCCAAUUCCUAUCUCCGUCUAUUUCACUCCAUUGUGUAUGUGUGUCUCUCUGUGUGCUUCUUAAUUAAUUUUUCUAGUUUUAUUUUUGUUUCCAAAUGUUAUUGCCAUCAUUAUUGAGGGAACAAGAGAGGAAAGAAAUGCUGAAGUUAUUUCUGCGUAAAGUUUUCUUCUGUUCAUAUUCACGGCCUAAAUUUCAUUUGAAUUUGACUCUGGACAAAGCCAAAAAUACGAACGAAACAGAAGCGAACAACCAUUGACAACAAAAAGUAUGAACAUUAAACGCAGUGAAAAUACUCAACAAUAAAAGAAACGAAGGGAAAAAACAGAAAGAAUCAAAUAGAAAAUGCAAAAUAAUAAUGAGAGAAAGAGAACGAACAAAAGUGAGACAAUUGUUAUCACUCGACAGAAAUUUAAACACGAACGACUAGUGCUAAUGGAAUGUAGUGUGAAAUAAAAUGUUUGGGAUGGAGUGUGCCGAGUGUUGGUCUUCGCCGAAGAGAGUGGCCUAAAAACGUAUUCAUCAACACACACACACACACACACACACACACAUUUAUAACAAUAAAUACAAUGUUCCAAAUGAAUGCGUUUGCUUUCGAAUCUCUAGCGACAUUCAAAAAUACAUCCAUGCAUUCAAUCACUUGGCUCGUUCCCCAACGACGGCGCUCACAACACAGUACUUAUGGUAAGAUGAAUUAAUUUAUUCAAUCGAAAUGUUAGAUAGAAAUAAAUUCAAGCCAAAAUGCAAAACAUAAAAGGCAUUUUUAAAACAAGAGAUUCCCUUUUUAUGGAAAUGACAAAACAAAAUACACACUCACACACCGAACGUUACGCAAUGGUUGAAGUGCUUAUAAUCUUCUUCGCAAAAUCCUCAAUGUCUCAAUUGCUCAUUUUCAAACCGCAUUGCAAUUGAAACGAAUGGAAUAAUGAACGACAUAGACGAGAUAACGUAAAAUAAAUACAGAAACAAUACACCGCAAGAAUAAUGAACACACUAUGUAUGGGCUACACAACGGAAAGAAGGAAGGGAAAAAAUCGAUAAGAAUUACGUACGCGACCCAAAUGAAAUUUCUCGUUAUUGCCAAUAAUCCGUCAAUAUCAAAUUAAACAAAUACACACAAUACACUUGUGUAAGAACAAAUCGAAAAUGUACCAUAAACAAAUCUCAUUUCAUUCUAUGUCUAUCGAGCAAAUGGGAGAUGAUCUAAUAAAUAUUUAAACAAAAAUCUCUGGAACAAUUAAGCGACUUUUUUUAGGAAAUAUAUUUUAUUCGGCAGAAGCUUUUGCCAGCAUGUGAAAUAACGUAAUAAAUGAAUACAAAAAAAUUGCAUAUUAUUCAUAUAUACACACAUUUCCAAUGCUCACAUCAAAAAUCAUUUUCAGAAAACAUAAAAACCACAUUAAAAAAACGAAUGAACAUAGCAAAAAUUAAAUCAAAUUUAGAAUUCAAUGAAAAAAUCAUUUACCGAUUAACUUAUGUGAUUUUAUAUAACAUCUGCCAUUUAAGCUAUUAAAUUGUGAGAAAAAGAAGAAAAAAAACCGAUUCAUGUAAUAAACGAUUUGAAUAUUUCAUCAAAUGCUGAUUUUGAAUGAUCGUCAAAAAUAUUGUGACAAAAUGGAUUUUUUUUACAAAACACGGUCGAAGGAGAGAAAAUAAAUCUCUAUUGCAAUAAGCUGUCAUUUUCAACAAUUAAUCAUUUCCGUUGUUUUCAUGUCAACAUUGAAUUUUCAAAACAAAAACAACAAUAUUCAAACAGCACCAACUGUGCGAGAAGAAAAAAAAUCAACAAUCAUCGAACAAUUUGAAAUAGAUUUAAUGUAAAAUCACUUUGACAGGGCGACAAGCAAAAAAAUCUGUCCUACCCCAAACCAUGGCCCCAAUAAAUAAAUGCAUUUUAGCAGUAAAAUUAAAAUUAAAAAUUUAAUUACAUUCAAUGAAAUAUGUGGCUCAACAAUGUAAAAAGUACGAAUGAAAGAACAGUGCGACAUAGUAUAGUGAGAGCUUCUGAAUGCUUCACUUCAAUCAUUCGUAAUCGCAUCAAGCGAAGUUAGCUGACCUGCCAUAGUUAUUUGGCCAUUUUCAUCGUUCGUUUAUGCUAUUGCUUUUGUUGUUACAAGGGGUGACUAAUUGUUUUCCACUUUGUAGAAGCCUUUCGAUGGCAUUCAAAUGAGCGCGUGUUUGAUUCUCAAGUCGAGAGCAUUUUUUGAUUGUUCCAUUUUUAUUUUAAGGACUGCUGAAAGCAAAAUUGCAAUCAAUUUAAACAUUUUUCAUUUGUCACAGUUUUUUCAACGACACUCAAAAACAGAAGGUUGACAAUAUUUAUUUAAAAAAAAACUAUAUGCAUUUAAUAUCUAUUGAAAUUAAUAAUAAAGAUUCCAAACAGUACACAAUAUAUUGCAAAUCAUCCGCAUCACUUUCUCAUCAAAAAGAAUUACAAUGCAAAUCAAAUGCAUCCGGAAACAGUUCAUUGUGUCAGUGACGAUGGUAAUAGUGACGAGGACAAUGAUGAGGAGGACGAGGUUAGAGACAGCGAGAGGACAGAGAAAAAUGGGAAUUAAAUUAGAAACUAAAUUUGAGUAGCUCGCACUUGAAAUUAUGUUAAUUGAGCAUAGUUUCUAACCGCAAUGAAGCGGUUUUGAAAUGCGCUAUUAUAAAUAAUUGUGGUAAAAUCGAGCAUUUAAACUCGCCAAUGCCGUUGAUUUCAUGGUGACAAAUGCUAAACUGAUUCGAAUUCAUGCUGCUCCACUUCCUCCCCUCUCACGCACGAUUUUGAGAAUAAAAACAUAACACCCGAAUCGAAAGCACAUCGAGAGCGAUAGGGUAAGCUAGUAUCUCGUUGCUGAUGCUAAUACUUUAUGGCAGCAGAAACACACAUCGCAUGAAUUGGAGUGUGUACAUUUUCCAAUAUAAUAUCGAUGCACAUGUUGUUGAUGCAUUCAUGCGGGUGCAAGUUUGCGGUAUUGUGUUCGCAAAUACAUCAUAAAUAUUUCCGUAUUUAUUCAAAUUUUAUCAAUGUAAACUAAUCAUUUAAAUUGGCAGAGUGUGAUAUAAAGAGUUGAAUACGAGAAGGUGGCUAUAUAACUACAUGCACAUUGAAAAUAUAGUAAUGUUUCAUUCAAAAUAGUUUUGACGUAUGUCCUUGCAAUUUCGUGUUUUUUUCACUCUCUUCUUUUAUGAUUCAUUCCACGAGAUUUUGAUAAAUGAAAUGUCAAUACUUUUAUGUGUUAUUUCUUAUUAAAAAAAAUCGAUGUUUUACCAUUCGAAUAGUUUUUCUCCUAUAUUUGUUUGACAUGAACAAAAUUCAAUAAAUAUGAUUUUCAUUUUGAUGAAGAAAAAUUUCCUUUUCGAUUCCGACAUCGUCUUCUUGAAUCGCUACUCUUAUGUGUCUUUUUCCAUUUCAACCUUUAUCCCCUAUGCAAACCAUUGCAUUCAAAUCAUUCUUCGCUAAAGCAUUUUCAGCAACCUGCACGAGAAAUGAAAAAAAAAAGAAUAAAAAAUAACAUGAAAACGAACAAGAAAAAUCAUCGAAUGUUUGAACAGCCGACAAAAAGUUGGUCUCGCCCAGAAUUUUCCCUCGGUGUUUGUUAACUAGUCAAAUUUUCGUUACCGAACCACAAAUCGGAUAUUGCAGUUUGGCUUCAUUUUUGAGAUUUAAUCCCAUUUAUUAGUUUUAGAUUAGAGGAGAGAAGAAGAGGUAGAGAAUGUAUAUGUGUGUGUGUGAGAGAGAGAGAGAGAAAACUGUGGGAAAAUUUUCGGUUGUUGUGGAUCCACUUUUCGGCAUGUAAAUGGGUGUGCCAACACUAUUGAACACUAUUUGUAGAUUUAUCAACAUGGAUAAGAAGAACAAUAUUUUCAUUGAUUUAUUUGGCCAAAUUUUAAACCGAUGAUACGUAUACGUUUGUGAAUGAAAAAUCAUUUAUUAGAGAGAAGAAGAAAAACAACGAGCCAAAGGGAAGAUUCUGUUAUAUUAAUGUAGAUAAAUGAAAAUGAGUGAAAUUUUAAUCGGUAACCGGAAGAGAAAAAAACAAACAAAUGAAAAGAGAGUGAUAGAAGAGAGACACACUGAAAAUGUUGCUGAAAGUUUGAAAAAAAAGAAAAAAAAAAACAUUAUUUUGCUUACUCAAAAAGGUGCUGGUCAAAUCAAUACAUUUGUAGACGAAAACCAACCAAAAAUAUUCGCUUUCCGUUGGAAUUUGUCUAGUCUUUGUCACUUUAUAGAAUAUAUUUGUUACCCAUGAUGGUUCUCGCAGUCAUAUGACAGUUUGAAUUCUAAUCAAUACAAAACAGAAAUAAAACCGAUUUAAAAGAAAAAAAAAUUGUAAUAACUCUUGAAAUAACGUAAAAACUUGUAUACAUUUUUAAAUAGAAUUAAUUAAAUAAAUUGUAUCCAUGUAUCUCAUUGUUUUUAGAAGAUAAACAAAGAAAAAUGAAGACGAAAUGUGAAAAAAAUUGCAAACAAAAAAAAACAUUUGAAAGUCAGUCUAAAAAAUAGACGAGAAAGACAGACAAAAGUGGUGAAUAAUUGAAGAUGAAAAAAAA